Messenger RNA from Mangifera indica (mango), 1761 nucleotides. RefSeq names its product WAT1-related protein At3g28050-like. Gene Ontology annotation, molecular function: transmembrane transporter activity. The coding region runs from base 418 to 1500 and encodes 360 amino acids. Gene Ontology annotation, cellular component: plasma membrane. NCBI's taxonomy places the organism in Eukaryota, Viridiplantae, Streptophyta, Magnoliopsida, Sapindales, Anacardiaceae. The record is from RefSeq and is a predicted model, not a curated record. The transcript has 7 exons.
AAAUAUGACACAGAGACAGUACCUGACUCUUUCUCUUCCUUAGUUUAUUAUCCAACUGCGAAUCAGAAGAUGAGAUUCUGAGACCUGGGUUAUUUGGAAGAUCCAUGGCCACAAAUCUUGACAAAUUCAACCAACACUGGUGAUAUUUUAAUGUAAUUGAAAACCAGCAAGAUUCACAGCUCAUAGUUCUCUUAUUUCGCUGUUUUAGAAUGAAUAAAUAAAAUCAAGAGCAUCCCAGAUGAUGCAACCAAGCGUGAAAAUUUCAAAUCACGCUUUUUCUCUACUGUGAAAAAGCAGGGCGAUGGACCCAGUGAUGUAUUAUUAUUUCAGAAAUUAGAUAAAACAAAACAAUCCGUCUCACAGAAGCUUCAAAACACUGCCAUCUUCUUCUUUGUCUUCACCUGUGAGGAAGAUCAGAUGGCAUGGAGGUAUUGUUACCGAGAUGUGCUGCCGUUCACGGCCAUGGUGUCGAUGGAAUGUGUAAACGUCGGCUUAAACACCCUCUUCAAAGCAGCAACGUUACAGGGGAUGAGUUACCAUGUUUUUAUUGUCUAUGCCUACGCUAUUGCUGCUCUUGUUCUUCUCCCUGCUCCAUUCUUCUCUUACAGAUCGAGAGUUCUUCCUCCACUCACCUUCUCUAUACUGUGUAAAAUUGGUCUUCUAGGCCUAAUUGGGAGUUCAUCUCAGAUCAUGGGUUAUACAGGAAUCAAUUUGAGCUCUCCAACGCUUGCUUCAGCUAUCAGCAACCUCACUCCAGCUUUCACCUUCAUCCUUGCCAUCUUUUUCAGGAUGGAGAAGCUAGCUUGCAGAAAAGCAAGUAGUCAGGCUAAAGUGUUGGGCACUUUUGUGUCAAUAGCUGGAGCAUUUUUGGUUACCCUCUAUAAGGGUCACCCAAUUUUUAUGCUUUCAUCUCCAACUGUUCCCCUUGCUCAGCCUCAACCUCUGCAUUCCUCAAACUCCAAUUGGGCAAUUGGUGGCCUUUUUCUCACAGCUGAGUAUAUUCUUGUGCCACUGUGGUACAUUGUUCAGACACAGAUAAUGAAGGAGUACCCGGCAGAAUUGACCGUUGUCUUCUUCUAUAAUUUAUGCGUUAGCUUAGUUGCAGCUGUUGUUGGAUUGAUUGCAGAAAGGGAUUCCAGUGCCUGGAGAGUGAGGCCGAAUAUAGCCCUGGCCUCCAUUGUGUGCUCGGGACUCUUUGGAUCAUGCAUGAACAACACUGUUCACACAUGGGCGUUGAGAUUGAAAGGGCCGGUCUUCGUAGCAAUGUUCAAGCCCCUAUCUAUUGCCAUUGCAGUCGCAAUGGGUGUCAUGUUUCUCGGAGACACUCUCUAUCUUGGAAGUCUUAUUGGAGCAACAAUAAUCUCUAUCGGCUUCUAUACUGUAAUGUGGGGAAAAGCGAAAGAGGAAAUUGGUGAAGACUCUGAAGGUGGUAGCCUGGAAUCAGCACAAGCUGCACAGAAAGUCCCUUUACUGCAAAAACAUAAGAACGAUCUAGUGUAGAUCAAAUAAAUGUAAACGAACGAAUAUCUAAAUAUAUAUACUGCUCAUCAUACCCACUGCCGAGUAAGGAAAACUGAAGAAUCGGCAACAUGAUUCUCGACCACAAAUUCAUUUUGAUUCACAUGGCAAAGAAACUUCCGAUUCUUUAGUGAUCAAAUCAUGUUAGAAAAUAAAAAGCUUUUGUGUUAUGUCUUUCAAAAGAGUGUGAACAAACAUUGUUUGCCUUUGCAACAAACUAUUUACAGAACAGUUUCCGCUGCA